Rhagoletis zephyria (snowberry fruit fly) is the source of this 693-nucleotide messenger RNA. RefSeq lists its product as uncharacterized. The record is from RefSeq and is a predicted model, not a curated record. Lineage: Eukaryota; Metazoa; Arthropoda; Insecta; Diptera; Tephritidae.
AGAUACCACUACCAUCUACGCCCUCAAAACAAGUCACACAUACAACCAUCGAAACAAGGGAAAACAAUAUAAUACCCACACGAAAUGAUUCAACGAAUGCACUACAAAAAGACAUUCAUUCGAUGAAAGCAGAUCUGCUGGGUGGUGGUGCAUCGUCGGCUUCUUCAUCGCACUCUGCCACAAUUUCCAUGUCUGCGGGAAAUGGCAAUGGCAUGUCUGCGCUGGGAGGGGCGAAUAUAAAUGCAGUCGAUCGCAAAGGCACGCUGGCUAUUGGCAAAAGUAUGUAUUAUACCGAACAGCCACCGAAGCAAUUGGAUGGCUCUGCAGCUGACAGAUUACACAAGUCUCCAAGUAUUUUUUAUUUGUGCAGAUUUGCACUAAUUUUUUUACUACUGAGAAAUCACUCAUAAAACUACGUGGAUUUGUAUAAAUAAAAAUUAAAUAAAUAUUUAGUAAUUAAAACUCAAUAAUAAUAUAAAACAGUUUAUGGGUUAUGAUUUCACUGUAUAUCGCAAGACUUAAGUUUUACGGAUAAUAUAAUUUAAAUGAAAAUCAAAGCCACGUUUUCCAAAAAAAAAAAAAAUAUAUGUAUGUAUAUUCAAGUAUGGAUUGCUGUGCAUUUAGUUGAGCGUAUUGAAAGAUAUUUCGAGUAAACGGAAAAUGACGUUAAAUAAAAACUAAUAUUCAAUAGUU